This is a messenger RNA of Saimiri boliviensis boliviensis (Bolivian squirrel monkey), 556 nucleotides long. Lineage: Eukaryota; Metazoa; Chordata; Mammalia; Primates; Cebidae. The record is from RefSeq and is a predicted model, not a curated record.
AUGGCGCUGCGAGUGGUGCGGAGUGUGCGGGCCGUGCUCCGCAACCUGCACGUCAUCCCAUCACCCAUCACGUCCUGCCUGCCAAGGCCCUCACAGCUGGGGGUGGGCACCGUCUGGACACUGCACACGGGACCCAUUCUGCCCUCGGUGCAUAAUUUCACAGAGCAACAUGAAUGGAUAACAAGAGAAAAUGAUACUGGAACAGUGGGAAUCAGCAAUUUUGCACAGGAAGCGUUGGGAAAUGUUGUUUACUGUAGUCUGCCUGAAGUUGGGACAAAACUGAACAAACAAGAUGAUUUUGGUGCUUUGGAAAGUGUGAAAGCUGCUAGUGAACUCUAUUCUCCUUUAUCAGGAGAAGUAACUGAAAUUAAUGAACCUCUUGCAGAAAAUCCAGGACUUGUAAACAAAUGUUGUUAUGAAGAUGGUUGGCUGAUCAAGAUGACACUGAGUAACCCUUCAGAACUAGAUGAACUUAUGAGUGAAGAAGCAUAUGAGAAAUAUAUAACAUCUAUUGAGGAGUGAAAAUGGAACCCCUAAAUAAACUAGUAUGAAAUAA